AUGUCGGCUCGUGCAGCUUCAGCCAUCACUGCGCUCGCCGGGCACCGCGCCGUCCUCAUUCCGGCCGCCUCUGACUUCACUCCUCUGGUCUUGAUUGGCGGGACGGGCCAGUGGGUCGACUCGUGGACCACGCACGUCUCUGGCUUCCGAGACCGGCCGCUGCUCCUCUAUGAGACUGCAGGCCAAGGGAAGGUUGCUCACGACCUCUCCGACAUGACCCUCACACGGCACACACGCGACCUGCAGGCCGUGCUGGCCGCCGCGGGCUGGGCAGAUCGGCCCGUCGACCUGGCGGGCUUCUCCUUCGGAGGCCGCCUGGCGAUGGCGGCAGCCGCCUCGGGCGGGCUGCAGGUGCGCCGCGUCGUCUCCACCGCCGUGGCUUCCCGCCGCACCGCACGCGGACGCUUUGCGCUGCGCGGCUGCCUCGCGUCGCUGCGCUCGGGCGACAUGCAGGGCUUUGGCUACCAGAUCACGCUCGCCUCGUACUCGUCCUCCUUCCUCGCGGAGCACGAGGCGCGCGUCCCAAAGUGGGUCGACGCGUUGGCACGCGAGUGCACGAGCGAGGGGGUCGGGGCAAUCAUCGCCGAGACGCUGGCGACAGAGGAGGAGGAGCACCCGCUCCACACAGAGCGCCUCGCCAGCCGGAUCGCGUCUGCAGGCGCCGUCGAGGGCGGGCUCAUCAUCUCGGGCACCGAGGACGCCUUCUCGACGCUGAGCAGUGGCGCCGACCUCGCCCGCGUCGCUGGCUGGGAGCACCUGCCCAUCGAGGGCGCGGCGCACGCCGUGCCGCUCGAGAAGCCCCGCGCCUGGAGAGACGCGGUCAAGGGCUUCCUCGCGAAGCCAUGA
Molecule: messenger RNA, 846 nt
Organism: Emiliania huxleyi CCMP1516
Lineage: Eukaryota; Haptophyta; Isochrysidales; Noelaerhabdaceae
Exons: 1
Coding region: 1-846 (281 amino acids)
Source: RefSeq, a predicted model, not a curated record